Messenger RNA from Closterium sp. NIES-65, 1170 nucleotides. Lineage: Eukaryota; Viridiplantae; Streptophyta; Zygnematophyceae; Desmidiales; Closteriaceae. The record is from the annotation of a GenBank genome assembly.
AUGCUCCCGUCUUUAUGGCAGGCGGAGGAUCGCGAGGCACAGAGGCAGAUGGUGCGCGCGGCGGUGGAGCGAUGGCGGAAGGAGCAGCGGGCGCGCGACAAGCGGGAGAUGAACGAAUCCAUGCCGAACACGCAGCCGCCCAAGGGGGAGCGGUUCCUGCUGGGCCCGAAGAUAACUGACUGGGACGAGCAGCGCGCGGACUAUGUGCGGAAACACCCCGGUUGCAACGAGACGCGGCAGGGCAAGGCGCGCGUGAUGCUGGUGACGGGGUCGCAGCCGGGCGUGUGCGACAACGACGUGGGCGACUUCCUGCUGCUCAAGUCGCUCAAGAACAAGCUCGAUUACUGCUCGCCGCGAGACAUCCAGAUCUACUACAGCACGGCCAUUCUGGAUCGCUCUAUGGACUCGUUCUGGGUGAAGCUGCCGCUGCUGCGCAAGCUGAUGCUGUCGCACGCCGAGGUGGAGUGGUUCUGGUGGAUGGACUCCGAUGCUGUUUUCACAGACAUGACGUUUGAUGUGCCGUUUGAGAAGUACGAGCCACACGUCCACAUGGUGAUGCACGGAUAUGACUCGCUGGUCUAUGGCAAGAAGGACUGGGUGGGGCUCAACGCUGGCAUCUACCUUAUCCGAAACUCGCAGUGGUCGCUUGACUUCAUGGAGGACUUGGCGCAGUUCGGAGUGAAGGGGCCGAUGAGGGACGCAGCAGGCGUGAAGCUGUUCAAGGAGCUCUCUACCCGCCCCAUGUUUGAGGGAGAUGAUCAGAGCGCCAUAGUGUGGAUGAUGGCUUACCACCCGGAGAAGUACGCCAAGGGCAUUCACCUGGAGAGCUCGUUCAUGCUGCACUCCUUCUGGCCCACCAUCACGCCACACUACGAGGAGCUGAUGGACAAGUACCACCCGGGUUACGGAGACCACCGGUGGCCGCUGAUUACCCACUUUGUGGGGUGCAAGCCGUGCGGCAAGAUCGGGCAGAUUGAGUACGAGGAGACACAGCGAUGCGUGGAGAACAUGGAGAGGGCGUUCAACUUUGCUGACAACCAAGUGUUACGCAAGUUUGGUUAUGAGCACCUUCAUUUGGAUACAUUCCAAGUUGUGAAGAUCAACUUUACUACGUACAAGGCGUCGGAGUUCGACUCGCAUCCGCAGAAGAAUAGACAGUUGGAUUUCUAA